GUAACAAACCCUUAGGUCUUUGUCCAACUUAAAGGGAGGGUUUCAUGGUUCGGCGCAUGUCUGUAGUAUUUAUUCGCCUGCGCACGCUUUUUGGCACUGGCCCAGUUUUUCAUUGUUUAUGAACCAAUCGCAAGCAAGUGACCUAAUUUUGCAUGCAAAUAGCCGUAAAAUCAUCAACCGUAGAAUAAAUCGUACGAGUCAAGACUAAAUUGAACGGUCGACAGCGUAGGUAAAAUCCACUGAAAACUUCUGAGAAUUUUGGUCAUCCGUUAUUCUACCACGACUAACUAAAGCAUGUGAUUACUGAACUACACCUAAGUGGGGUUUUAAUGCGAUAACAUUGAUAAGAAGCGAACAAAAGUAUUUUGAUUUAGAGACAUGCGCCGAACCGUGAAACCCUCCCUUUAAUUUAUAUCUGUUUAGUUAUUACGUGGAAAGCGGAAGCGGAUAGAGGGAUUCUUGGAACUCGCUAAAUUCAUGUUAAAUGUAAACAAAAUGUGGAACGAAGACUAAAAACUUCAAUUUUCGCACACGAAGACUUAGAUCUCAACUUUUGGUCAAAAAUGGCUUGCGAAAACGCAAAUGAUUAUGACUACAGAUUAGUCGAUGAUGAAACUGGUCUUAAGGAUGCGAUCUCUGAGCUCAAAGGGAAAAUAGCUGAACGGAACGCCCUUUUAGCCGUCGAUUGUGAGGGAGAUUCACUUAGCAGGAAGGGAGCGCUUACCAUCAUCACAGUAGCAACUGAGGAGAAAGCCUACAUAUUCGAUGUGUUGAAAUUAGGACAACUCGUAUUCAGCAGUGGACUUGGUGAAAUUCUUGAAGACAAAUCUCGUGAGAAGUUGACGUUUGAUUGCCGACAAGAUUCCGACGCGCUUUGGCAUCAGUUUAAGGUCAAACUAAGCGGAGUCUUGGAUCUUCAGCUGCUUGAAGUCAUCUAUCGCCGAGAAAACCCCACAGCCGACUCCACAGUUAAUACUCCUGGGUCAGUUUCCACCACGAACAAACGCGGUGGUCGUGGUGGCCGUCGCAACCGCCGCAGCCAGAAAACAGAUGAAGUAGAGAAGAUAAAUGGCUUAAGUCGCUGCAUCGAGUUGUACCUCCAGGAUGAAAAGUUGACCAAAAUAAAGGACAAAGGGAAAGAGCUGUUAAAGGAAGACAACGAAGUGUGGACAAAGAGACCCCUGACGGAUGAUCUUAUCCAGUACUGUAUUGUGGAUACCAUGGCGAUGUUCAGGUUGUACAACAAGAUGAAGGAUGUCAAUGGUGGAGAACAGGCUCGUCUGCGAGUUGCAUCCGAGAAGUAUGUUGAUCUGUAUCGUGAAAAGAGAGAAAGGUCUUUCGAUGACUAUGAAACAAACGCGUAUCUACCUCUUGACAUCAUCCCUGAUAAAGGAACUCUAGAUUUUCCGGCUGCUAACACUGAAUGUACGCGCUGCCAUCGACGAUUUCCACGAGAAGAAUUCAGUGCAACACAGCUGAGGAAAGGAGAACAGAAAUGCAGGGUGUGUAAGGAAAUCAAGCGCCUGGAGGAUGUACAAAGAAACAGAGGACGUGCUGCCCGAGAUGAUGAUGAUGAUGAUUGUGUUUAUAUUCCUGAAGGCAUGUCUGAUUACGCGUGGGUUAAUGGCCAUGAACCUUGGGAGGACUCAGGCUACUCUGAUUAUUGGUGAAGCCUCAUGACUUCAGUGAUUGCAAAGACAUUUAUAAGACUAAAUUGAGACGAACGUAAGAGUGUGAAUCAUGCUUUUGUUUCCAUUUUUACCAAGUUAUACCAUUUACUAAUACCAAUAUUUGUUUUCUUUGUUUCAGUGGCAUGCCUGUAAAGUAGCUAAGCUUAGUUCUUGUAUAGCUAAGUGCAUGUCCACUAUAAAUAAGAUGUACAUUUACUUUACAUUUAAAGUUAAACUUAUCUGCACGGAGAGAGUGUUUUAACACUAUUUAAAACAAGUAUUAAAAAGCAAUAGCAAGCAAGUAGAUUUAGCAAUUAAGCAGAUUAAAUUCAAACAGAUGUUUUAAACUUCACUCUUUUAAAAGUCCAUUAUUAUUAUUACUAGUAGCGAUCAAAGUUAGAGCAGUGCGUUCAAGCGCGUACUUUGCAUGUUUGGUCUACUUUGGUGGCGUUCGACUGGCUCGAUAGAAAACUAAGUGUAAUCGAAUGACAGAUAACGGUCUGCACGUGAAGUUAAACCCUGCGGUAAAAGUGUUUUUAAUUAAUUAGGUAUUAACUUGUACUGAACAAAAUAUUUUCCAGGAA
This is a messenger RNA of Orbicella faveolata, 2254 nucleotides long. RefSeq lists its product as uncharacterized. Lineage: Eukaryota; Metazoa; Cnidaria; Anthozoa; Scleractinia; Merulinidae. The record is from RefSeq and is a predicted model, not a curated record. Gene Ontology annotation, molecular function: 3'-5' exonuclease activity; nucleic acid binding. Gene Ontology annotation, cellular component: PET complex. Gene Ontology annotation, biological process: nucleobase-containing compound metabolic process; piRNA processing.